Molecule: messenger RNA, 1092 nt
Organism: Fonsecaea pedrosoi CBS 271.37
Lineage: Eukaryota; Fungi; Ascomycota; Eurotiomycetes; Chaetothyriales; Herpotrichiellaceae
Exons: 3
Coding region: 1-1092 (363 amino acids)
Molecular function (GO): oxidoreductase activity, acting on NAD(P)H
Source: RefSeq, a predicted model, not a curated record
AUGGGAUCCGUCGGCAUUGAAACGGCCAGAGGCUUCGUCCCGCCGACGACCCACCGCGCCAUCAUCGCCGAGGCAGGCGACCGGAUCGUCAUCCGCGAAGACACGCCUCUCGCUCCGCUCCAGAGCCACGAAUUCCUCGUCCGCACCGAAGCCCUGUCGCUCAACCCCAGCGACACCAAGAUGCGGGGCGACUUCGUCACGCCCGGGGCGAUGCUCGGGGCCGACUACGCGGGGACGGUGGUCGCGCGGGGCGCGGGCGUCACGGCCGUCGAGAUCGGCGACCGCGUCUGCGGCGCGCAGUACGAGAUGAACGCCAAGAGACCCUUGCGCGCCGCCUUCGGCCAGUUCAACAUCCCGACGGGCCCGUUCUGGCUCAAGCUGCCCCCGUCGGUCAGCACCGAGGGCGGCGCCACCGUGAGCGCGGCCAUCGGCACCGCGGGCCUCGCGCUCGACAGGCUCGGUCUGCCCCUCCCGGACGCGCCCGUCACAAAGCCCGCGCACGUCCUUGUCUAUGGCGGCGGGACGGCCACGGCCACCAUCGCCAUCCAGCUACUCAAACUUGUCAAUAUGAUCCCCAUCACGGCGUGCUCGCCGGUCCACAACGAGCGGCUCAAGUCCUACGGCGUCGAGGCGACUUUUGACUACCAUGAAUCCGACUGUGCGAGUCAGAUAAAAUCCUACACGCGAAACAACCUCCGCUACGUGCUCGACUGCAUCAGCACCGUCGAAUCCACGACGCUCUGCUUCGCGGCGCUCGGCCGCGCGGGGGGCAAAUACGUCUCGCUCGACCCCUUCGACACGGCCGUCGCGGCGACUCGCGCCGUCGUCAAGACCGACUGGGUCCUGGGCCCGAGCCUCUACGGCGAAGGGUGCGUGUGGCCGCCGCCGUACGCGCGGGCGCCGAGCGCCGAGGAUCUCGCCUUGGGGGAGAGACUGUGGGCGAUCGCGCAGAGGCUGUUGGAUGAGGGCCGCUUGAGGCAUCAUCCGGUCAGGACACUCGAGGGGGGUUUGGAGGAGGUGUUGGUGGGGAUGGACAUGGUUAGGAAGGGCGAACUGAGGGGCGAGAAGUGUGUGGUUAGGUUGACUUCGUGA